Molecule: messenger RNA, 6218 nt
Organism: Fundulus heteroclitus (mummichog)
Lineage: Eukaryota; Metazoa; Chordata; Actinopteri; Cyprinodontiformes; Fundulidae
Gene: prdm2a
Product: PR domain containing 2, with ZNF domain a
Exons: 3
Coding region: 444-4238 (1264 amino acids)
Biological process (GO): regulation of transcription by RNA polymerase II
Cellular component (GO): nucleus
Molecular function (GO): DNA-binding transcription factor activity, RNA polymerase II-specific; RNA polymerase II transcription regulatory region sequence-specific DNA binding
Source: RefSeq, a predicted model, not a curated record
UCGUUCGCGAAUCUAGAUGACCUUAAAUUGAGACGAGCUAGCUGGCUCUGUAGCCGGAGAGCGAAUGUGACGACGUGUUGUGGGAGCAGUUAGCAAUGGAGCAAGGACGGAGGAGCGUCACCGAGGCAGGGGAGGCGCACCUCGACGCCUGUCGGCCUUUUAACUUACUGAAAUAAAACUGCUGUUAUUUAUCUGCAUGUACGUGGAAGGGGUGUAAAAAAAGAUUGGGGGGCAGCGUACAGUAAUCAGAAACCGAAUAUUUAAAAAUAGCUUCUAUUAAACUAUCACUGUAGGCCCUUGAAUGAUAUUGAUUCUGCUCAUAUAUUUAAUAGUGCCUCAUUACAACAAGAACACACCGGUUUCCUGUUCUAUUAAGGCGUGACUGCUGCCACUAUCCUGUGUGAAGGACAUCGCUCAGACAGCUAUCAGUUUCCGCAGGGACAAUGGACGACUCUUCCCACUCGUACGCCUCUGAACUUGGAGACAGGGAGGAGACGCAAGCUCAGCUACACAUCAGCAGGGAGCACAUAUACUCUCACAGGCUCCCCGUUAACGCCGCAGAUCAAGAUGCGUUCGUCUGCCGGCUCUGUCACCGAUCUUUUACCUGCAAACAAGGCCUGGAACAGCACACGCACCUCCGUCACCCGUGCGAAUCUUUACAGGAAGUAUCCACGACAAGUACGAACGACCAGCACCAGGAGGGCAGGAUCCACGAUAACCAGCUGCAGCCUGCUGGAAAAGAAUAUGCCAAGCUGCCGCAAGAGGAAAUCCCCCAGGAGUUGCCAUGUGACUCAUUUCAACAACAGACUAAGAAAACGUUCUCCACAGCUGUGUUGGAAAGUAAUGAAAAGCAAGGAGCUCGUUACAUGCUCGACGUGUCCAGUAACAUUUCAGAGAACCUUAGCUUUUACAUUGACGGGAAGAUACUGUCAACGAGCACGGUGGAAAACUGCGAGAUGGAGAUCCGCUCCGGGUCCUCGGCUUUGGUUGGGCUGGACGCCCUAAUUGUUGGCCAAGUUUUAAACGCGGACGCAGACAUGCCCGGCCAACAACAAUCCAAGAGAAGAACCGCGACGCCGCCUCUCCUGCCUCAGAUUAAAGCCGAGCUGCCGUCUGGGGUGGUCGUGUCUUCGUCCUCGCUCAUCGAGAAUCUGUUCCUUCAGAACGCGGAGUCCGCGAUCGUUCAGGAGGAGCACACGGUGUUCCUCUCCCCAAAACUAAAGCAGCUUCUUGAGAAGCAGGAGGGUUUCCAACCCACAGUGGCCCUCAUCACCGAUGAACAGAAGGCGCCGUCGCCUGUCUCACUCCCUGUCCUACCUUCUGGGACGGGAAAGUUUAGGAGAAGGACGAGCUCUCCAACUGGCUCCCCGCAGCAAGUUCUUGCCGCAAACGAAGAAGCAGGAGAGCCAGAUCCAUUAGAUUUGGGCGAGGGAAGUAAAAGACAGAUCGAGGGUCAGCGUCGGUCACCCGUCCAGCAAACGGGGCUUGAGAAUAAUGACACGACUCAGUCGGCUGCCGGGCCAGAAGGGAGUCCCGUUGUGUCCGAGAGCUGGGCCCCGGCGACCGGCGGCAAUCCCUGCAACCAGCGACCCCUGGAUCUCUCCAACACGGUCAAGAGAAACGAAGACGUCGCAUUAGCCGAUGCUGCGCUCGACUUGAGUUUACAGAGAAAGAGCCCCGGUGAACCCGAACCUCUGUAUAUGGGUCCUGAUUCCAGUGUGGUGGAAAAGGUCUUAAUAAGGAGUGGGGGGCAAAAAGUAGGCCAGGUGAAUCCGGACACCCCCGUCGACCUGUUGCAAGACUUAACUCUUGUAACGGGGUCGCAUGUUCUGAGCUCGCUGGAGCAUGUUGCCGAGGGCCUUGUUUAUGGACUUCCCUUGCCCUCAAACUCUCUGGCUUCCCUGGAGCCGUCGGCACCGUGCGCCAUAGCCUUUUCUUCUCCCGUCACCCACGCCGUGCUCCCUUCUGCUCCCUCGUUAAUCACCGUUUUGGCACCGCCUCCAUCUAUCUCCAGCCCUUCGAGCCAGCCAAUCCAGGUGCUCGGCCCCAACAUAUCCCCCGAGCCCCUGGUGAUCUGCACAGAAAACGCGUUAAAUUCGUCACAGUGCGAUUUGGCCACUGCUUUUGCCGCCGCUAACUCUGCAAACAUCGUCGCCCUCUCCCAGCCGUUCGACCCGACUCUGAACCUCCCUAGCCACGUGUUUCUCACCGAGCAGAUUGCACUCAACCCGCCGCUGGGUGAAUCGGCUCCUGUGUCAGAAGUGCCGUUCCCGUCCACUGUAACCUUAAACGACUCCCUACUGGACAUAGCUAGCAACACCGUCUUAAUAGAGUGUACAAUAGCGCUCGAGACCCCAGGAAGUGUCGUCCCAGCCGCAGUGACUCUACAGGAGAAUCCCGCUGAGCCUCCGCCACUCACUCAGAUGGUCAUUAAUCACACGGAGCAGCAACAGGUCACAUCCUUGCCCGAGCCUCAGACCGUGGACCGCGUUGUUCCUGCUUCCUCCAUCGCGGAGCCUGUAACCAUGACGCCCGACUCCCCUGUGGGGCCUGAUUCCCCUCCCGUGGACGACUCAAGACCUGGUCCAGAACCCGUUGUUAGUGCAGAGCCUCCAACCGGCCAAGUUGAGGAGGCACCAGAAAGGUCCGUUUCUGGGCCUGAAACGGCUCCUAAAAGCUCUCCACCCCCUCCUCCUCCUGACACAGCCGAGGAAGAGCUCUCAGAUGACGCUGCAGCCGACGCUGAAGAGCAGACCUUCACCAAGAAUUUCAUCUGCAACGUGUGCCACAAGCUCUUCCAUUCCAUGAAAGAGCUCGGCCAUCAUGUCGCCGAGCACGCCGACGAGUGGCCGUACAAGUGCGAGUUCUGCGUGCUGCUCUUUGGCAAGCCGUCGGCGCUGCUCGACCACCGGUCCAGCCUCCACGGGGUCGGGAAGACCUACGUCUGCAGCCUGUGCGCCAAAGAGUUCGUCUACCUUUGCAAUCUGAAGCAGCAUCAGAGCGAGCUGCACCCUGGCCAGCAGUGCUCCUACACAGAAGACGAAAAGGGAAAACUGAGGCCUCAGAACUACAACAACACCGUUAAAGUCAGCACGGAUCCCGCAGACGCGAGAUCGCCAGAGGAGUCGAAGAGGCCGGUGAAAAAGGAGGAAUCUGAAGCCGACGCGGCGGCCGACGAGCUCUUCACCACAAUUAAGAUCAUGACUUCGGAGGGAGGUAAAAUCAAAGGGCCGGAUGUUCGCCUUGGCAUAAACCAGCAUUAUCCCAGCUUCAAGCCGCCGCCUUUCCCUUACCACAACCGAUCCCCUGCCGGGUCACUGGCUUCAGCCACCAACUUCACCACCCACAACAUCCCGCAGACCUUCAGCACUGCCAUCCGGUGCACCAAGUGCGGCAAGAGCUUCGACAACAUGCCGGAGCUGCACAAGCACAUCUUGGCGUGUGCGAACGCCAGCGACAAGAAGCGCUACACGCCCAGGAAGAACCCCGUCCCCCUGCGGCAUUUCGCGAAAACCCAAAACGGCGUGCUGUCCACGACAAACUCCGCCAACGGCCUGAACACCGCGGUCAGAGUGAGCCGCUCCAAGCCAGGUCAAGAGUCGCCCGUCAGGAUCAAAAUCCUGAACAAGCGGAAGAAGAAGUUCGUCCAGAGGAUAAUGCCGCACAGGAACAAGUCGAUCCCCGCGGCCAACAAGCUGUCGCCUGCGCAGGUGGAGAUCUUCGUCUGCCCCCACUGCAGCCGGGAGUUCACAAUGCGGCGCAGCAGAACCAAACACAUGGCCGUCUGCCCCAGAAAGCCCAAAGAGAUGAAGAAAAGGAAGGAAGGAGGGAUCUCUGUCACCAAAGAGAACAACGAGCACUCUUUCCGAGGAGCGUCCCACUUAAAGGGGAAACUGCAAGCGCCGCCUCGGCACAACACCAGGCUGCAGACGUCCGGCUCCACCAAGAGGCCCGCCAUUCUGCCGGUGCAGACUGUCUUCUCAAGCAAGCGCAGUAAAAUAAUCAUCAAGGAGAGCAUACAGCCGAAGCCAGAGGCGCCCGCUCUGGCAGAGGUUCCCAUCCGCACCUUCAACCCGUCCAUGCGGCAGUACGGCAGGGUGCAGACCAGCGUCAAGAGGAUCCCCAUCAAAAUCACCAUCGUCAAGCCGCCGCAGAAAGAUGGCCGCCCUGCCUCGCAGGUUCAAGACGCAGCAGCCGGGGCCAUCGCCAGCUGCCCCGAGCGGAAAACCUCAGCUUGACCGACGUAGACCGGGAUGUGCAGGAUCUCUGCUGUAGGAAGCGCUUUUCCGUUGUUCUCCAGGGAGAAGUACUAGUGCUCACGCUGGAAGGCCCGGUGGACUCGUAGGCUGCAUCGUACUGUACAUAAAGGACCCAAUACAGAGCGCACGACGCGGAGCUUUUCGUGGAGCGAGCGCGCGCGUGCAAAUGUGCGAGAACCAUUUCAGUUGCUUGGGACUUGCGAGAAAGAUUUUCUUCACGGCAUUAAGCUUGAUGUCAACAGCUUGGAGCUGCACUUGGAGUCAAUCUGGCCGCCUCACGCCACAAAUUAGGAAAAAGGAAGUAGGAUGGACCGUGCCGCUCGCGUUGUUCCCCCUGAUGGGCGGUUUGAGAGCAUGGCAGGUGGCAAUCAUUUCUGGCAUGCACUUGCACUUUUUUCUUGUUUUGUACUCUGUUGCCUUUUGGUUUCAGUUCUGACUGCAUGCUGCGUUGAUUUCAGACGUUUUCUGUUAAAGCAGCUAGUUCUUCAGCGCUCAAUCCGAUCAUGGACCUCUUGAGUUCUGGUGGGGAAGGUAAAUAAUCUGGGUAAAUAAAUGGAACGUUUCCUGUUCAAAAAUUGUAAAUGCAGAGUUUUUUUUUUCUUCCUGAACUUAAAUUAACUGAAUAAUAAUAAUGAUAAAAAAGUAGCACUAUACAAAUGUAACCUUAGCCUGGAGCUCUACAUUUAAAGUCCUGAUAUGUUUUCUAAUCAUGAGCUGUUAGAAACACUAGCGGUCGUAUGUUUUCCAUGAUUCUAUGUAACAUUUACUGAGAUUAAUGCUGCAUCAUCGUUUUGUUUGACGCCCCGCUGCUACUGAACGAGUCUGAAUAAAAAUGCUCCUGCGUGCCAUCGUUUCCUAAAAAUGGCGACCUACAGCAUGACGGCGGUGAAAAGGUCUCAUCCUCAAGUGUUUCUCAGAUAAUCGAUAAUUUAUUUUGCUGCUUUUAACAAACUGAAACCAUUUUCUUAUUGAAAGUUGCUUUCACGCCUGCUCUUUGUGUAGGUUUUGUUCAGAGGUUUACGGCAUGCUCUGCAUGCCUUUUAUGAACGUUUUCCCCCAGGUUAAGUGCAGGGAUGCGUCGUCUCUUUACGGACAAAUGGGCAUUUUACAGAUUGGUGUGAAUAAACUUACAUCUGUGAAGUCCUGCCGUUUGAUGCGUCUGCACUGCAACCCUAACUAGAAAACACCGUGUGUGUAUCCUGUGAAGUCCGCUGCAUUUUUGACAGAACCGGUCCCAGUAGGUUGGUGUCUGCGCGUUUUCAGCCCAUGUACUAACUUGUUUGUAUGCUUUAUUUUGCACAUCUUCCCCCGGAUACUUAUCAAACCUUUUUUUUUUGUUUGUGCCGUUUUUUUUUUCCGUACUGUGACUGAAAGUCUAAUACGUUUGUUUUAACCUGGAAAUUACAAGCACUUCAUUUUUUUUGUUUCUAUCAAUGAAGGUUUUUGUCUGGGAGACGAUAUUCUUGUGGGAUAAAAAAAAAAAUGUUACACAGUGUCACAAAUCAAAAAAUUAUUGUUUUAUUUAAAGUUUUUCUUUCCUUAUAUCAGCUGAAGGUUUGAAAGAUAACUGCUAUACAGGGUAAUUAUUUUUCGUGAGACUGAACCACUAAUUUUGCAAUCCAAAAUCUGACAACUGUCUGUAUCUGGUUUUCUUUCUUUCUUGGCCUUUUCAGCCCGAGCUGUGGUGUUUUUUUUUCUCUAGUUCUGACUGUAACCUGUUGGAUGUGCAGGAUAGAUUGGGAGACUGAACUGUGAAAAGUGCUUGUAGCAUUUCAAAAUGUAAAUGGACUCGUGUAUAUUUAUUAAUAAUAAUUUAAAAUCAUGUUCUUGAAUGAUUCCUCUGUAUGAUUUGCACUAAAGGUUUUUUUUUGUUUUUUUUUUUUCAAGCAAGUGUUAAAAAAUAAAUUGAGAACGUCAAAGCAAAAAUGAGAAGUUGGUGUGACUCUGUUUAGAAAAUGU